This is a messenger RNA of Parnassius apollo (apollo), 1674 nucleotides long. NCBI's taxonomy places the organism in Eukaryota, Metazoa, Arthropoda, Insecta, Lepidoptera, Papilionidae. The record is from the annotation of a GenBank genome assembly.
AUGAAAGUAGUCGCAUCUUGGGAAAAAGAAAAUUUUGAUGCACGAGCUGUUGAAAUGUUUCGUUUUUGUACAAAUAUUGAGAUAGACGAAAGAGACAGACUACCAAAACAGUUCUGUUAUGAUUGCAUAAUUAAAAUAGAAUCAUCAUACACAUUUAUAAAAGAAGCACAAAAUGUGAAUGUGACUCUUAAGAACAUUGUCUCUAGAAUUGAAACUAGUGUAAUUGUUGAAUUGGAAAAUUGUGCAAGAUUAAUGCAUAUACCAUCCGAAUCAAAAAGCCAUUUAAAACUGACGCUACCGGAUUAUAAACUGUGUAGUUCUGUCCAAAAUUCCAAAGAACAAGCUAUAAUUGAAAAUUUUAAGGAAAAAUUUGAUAUACAAAGUGAUAAUGUCCAAUAUGAUAAUGCAAUAACUGAUGAUUCUUUAAAAGAACUACCAUGUAAUAGUAAUGAAGAUAUGACAAAGAAUGAUGGUGCUAAAGAAAAAGUUGAAAAUUUUGGCAUUCUUAAGAAAAAUAUCUGUCCGAUUUGUAGGAAGGGUUUUAUGUCAAAGGUGUGGUUCGCUAAACACAUGGAAAAGGAGCACUCAGGUCAGAAGUACAGAUGUGAACUCUGUGCUAAAACAUUCAGCAAACAAUCCCAAUUGAAAUACCAUGCAACUACUCACUCUGAGGAACGUAAGUUUGGCUGCUCUAUCUGCGGUAAACGCUUCAAACGACGCAAGCAGCUGACAGUGCACACACACACACACUCUGAUGAACGCCCUUUUGCAUGUGACAAAUGUCAAAUGAGAUUCAAAUUAAAGAGUGUGUUAAGGUGCCAUAUGAAGGUUCAUGACGGCCAAAAGCAAUACCUGUGUAGUUACUGUGGAUGGGCUUUUGCUCAAGGUAACGGGCAACCUAUCAGUGCACAUGCGCCGCCACACGGGCGCACGUCCGCACGCGUGCGGCGAGUGCGGGUACCGCGCGGGCGCUGCGGCCAGCGUGCGGCGACACGCGCGCCGCCACCGCGCCGAUGCCGCGCCGCUGCCGUGCGCACAUUGCUGCAAGCGUUUCCACGAUCGCAGCGCGCUGGUGAGUGUCUAGUGCAAGUGUUAGAGUGCGGUACAGCGAGGGCGCCGCGGCCAGCGUGCGGUGACAAGCGCGCCGCCACCGCGUCGACGCCGCACCGACACCGCGCCGCUGCCGUACGCUUGCUGCUGCAAGAGCUUCCACGAGCGCAGUGCGCUGGUGAGUGUCUAGUGCGAGUGUGCGAAUGCGGUACCUCGCGGGCGCCGCGGCCAGCGUGCGGCGACGCGCGCCGCCACCGCGCCGCUGCCAUACGCAUACUGCUGCAGGAACUUCCACGAGCGCAGUGCGCUGGUGAGUGUCUAGUGCAAGUGUGCAAGUGCGGUACCGUGCCGACGUCGUGGUCAGCGAGCAGCGACAUGCGCACCGCUACCGCGCCGACGCGAAGUGUCGACGCCACGGCGCGGCACACGCGCACGCACACGGGCGAGCGUCCGUACCGCUGCGGCGAGUGCUCGCUCUCGUUCGCGGACAGCUGGAAGCGCAAGGCGCACCUCAUGCGCGCGCACCGCCUCCAGCUGCAGCAGAUCCCGCGCCUGCGCCGCGACGGACGACCGCUGGACCCGCUACAUCACUCCAGCACUACCGACGCCAUCUUGACAACAUGA